AAACACAUGAAGCGCCAACUAAAAGCUGCAGAGACACGGACACAGUCAUAUGUUUAUAUGUAUUUAUAUAAAUUCGUUUUGCAUUCCACCAAAUAAAAUUUAAAGCCUGAAAAGCACUGACUCUUUUCAUUUCUCAAGACAUUGGAAAAUCUCUCUCUCUCUCAUCAGUUUUUUUUCUCUGGAAAUAGUUUUGUUUUUUUUUUUGUGUGUGUGUUUUAGAGAGAAACAGAGAGAAAGAGUGGCAAAUGGGUAGCUACCGGAUGUGCGUGUGUUUCACGAGGAAGUACAGGAUCACGGAGGCAGAACCACCUUUAGAUGUGAAGGAGGCAUUCAACAAGUACACGGAUGGUGGGACCCACAUGAACGCCGAUCAGCUGCGGCGGUUCCUGGUGGAGGUCCAGAAGGAGGAGGGCGGCGGAGGAGGCGCGUCGCUUCCAGACGUCGAGCGGAUCGUGGAGCAGGUUCUGCAUAAGCGCCACCACAUUGCCAAGUUCACAAGGCAUUCUCUCACCCUCGAUGACUUCCACCGUUACUUGUUCUCUGCGGAUUUCAAUCCCCCUAUCAGAGAUCAGGUUCAUCAGGAUAUGACGGCUCCAUUGUCGCAUUAUUUCAUAUACACCGGCCAUAAUUCAUAUCUGACAGGAAAUCAACUCAGCAGUGACUGCAGUGAUGUUCCAAUCAUAAAGGCACUGAAAAGAGGUGUAAGAGUAGUGGAGCUUGAUAUUUGGCCAAAUUCUUCGAAAGACAAUGUGCAUGUUCUUCAUGGAAGGACCCUGACAACUCCUGUGGAACUAAUUAAAUGCCUAAAAUCCAUUAAAGAACAUGCUUUUUCUGCUUCUCCAUACCCUGUAAUCAUAACCCUUGAAGACCACCUUACCCCAGAUCUUCAAGCUAAAGUAGCUGAGAUGAUUGCUCAAACAUUUGGGGAUAUCUUGUAUUAUCCUGAAGAGACUGAAUGUCUGAAAGAGUUCCCAUCACCAGAAGAUAUGAAAUAUCGAAUUAUUAUUUCGACUAAACCUCCAAAGGAGUAUCUUAAGGCUAAAACUAUCAAAGAAACAGGUGCCAAAUCAAAAAGGCGAAAAGAUUCAGUUGAAGAUGUAUGGGGGUUGGAGCCAACAGAGCUUAUAAAUGAACAAGAAGCAGAUGAUGAAUUGAGUGAUAGUGAUACAAGUGAACAAAAUCAGGACACUGAAUAUAACAACUGUGGUCUUGGAGGAUGCCUACCAGGAGCUCCUGCUUACAAGCGUCUUAUUGCUAUUCAUGCUGGAAAACCCAAAGGUGGUCUAAAGGAGGCACUAAAAAUUGAAACUGAUAAAGUUAGACGCCUAAGCUUAAGCGAACAACGACUUGAAAAGGCUACUAUAAAUCAUGGAACAGAUGUUGUUAGGUUCACCCAAAAGAAUUUCUUAAGGAUUUAUCCUAAGGGCACUCGAUUCGACUCUUCCAACUACAAGCCGUUAAUUGGUUGGUCACAUGGUGCUCAAAUGGUUGCAUUUAAUAUGCAGGGAUAUGGUAAAUCUCUUUGGCUGAUGCACGGGAUGUUCAGAGCAAAUGGGGGUUGUGGUUAUGUGAAGAAGCCUGAUUUUUUGAUGAAAGAGGGUCCGGAUAAACAGGUUUUUGAUCCUAAAGCGAAACGUCCAGUGAAGAAGACUUUAAAGGUGAAAAUUUAUAUGGGAGAUGGAUGGCAUUUGGAUUUUAAACACACUCACUUCGACUUAUAUUCGCCACCAGAUUUCUACACUAGAGUGGGCAUAGCAGGAGUGCCAGAAGAUGAAAAAAUGAAGAAAACGAAAAAAAUAGAAGACGACUGGACGCCCGUUUGGGAUGAAGAAUUUACAUUUCCACUGACUGUUCCAGAACUGGCUUUGCUUCGUAUUGAGGUACACGAGUAUGACAUGUCCGAGAAGGAUGAUUUUGCUGGCCAGACUUGUUUGCCAGUUUCCGAGUUAAAGCAAGGCAUUCGGGCAGUCCCACUCUUUAACCAUAAAGGAGAGAAGUACAACUCAGCAAGGCUCCUUAUGAGAUUUGAUUUUGUCUAAGUGUUAUGGUUUUGUCUAUGCAUUUAGCUUACUUUCAUGUUCCAGCUUCCACAUUAUGCCUCAACUCUUGCCUUGUAACGUAGUCAUCUUUGUCGAAAACUAGAAAAUAUAUUUUGUUAUGGUAAUUGCCAAUAAUGAUAGAAGCCCAUUUUUGCAAA
Ziziphus jujuba (common jujube) is the source of this 2197-nucleotide messenger RNA. RefSeq names its product phosphoinositide phospholipase C 4-like. Lineage: Eukaryota; Viridiplantae; Streptophyta; Magnoliopsida; Rosales; Rhamnaceae. Gene Ontology annotation, biological process: lipid metabolic process; phosphatidylinositol-mediated signaling. The record is from RefSeq and is a predicted model, not a curated record. The transcript has 9 exons. The coding region runs from base 246 to 2039 and encodes 597 amino acids. Gene Ontology annotation, molecular function: phosphatidylinositol-4,5-bisphosphate phospholipase C activity.